AUGAAUUGCAUCCAGAAUGUGAUACCUUUGCAACAGCUACAGGUGCCUACUAAGGGCUAUAAAAUCUAUUUCUUAGAGCCCGACACCCAUUGGAAUCGAAACCCGAAAGAGUUGUCUAAACGUAAUAUCCAUGGAAUACCUAAAGAGAAGCUCGAAUUAAUGGCUCAAAAAUUCGAGAGAUUGAGUGUCGAGGAUGUGGUGAAGGGCUUACCGUCGAGUCAGUCGCUCCAGAAGUCAAACUCCGAUGAAAAGGUCAACAAAGCGGCGAAUGUGUCGACAAACGCCGUCAAACAAGUGAUUUUGCGGUCCAGUAGUAGUCCUUCCAAUGCUUUCGCCAAAGAAAGUACGAAAGAGUGCAGUGAUUACGAAGAGUCGCCCCAAUCGUGCGCACAAUUGUCAGACAUGACAUCCACGUCGUCGCCCAACUCCACAGAACCCACAUCUCCUGUCACUGAGAAUCAGAUUGACAUCGAUUUGCUGUUAGCUCUCAAUCAACGCAAUACAGACUCCGAGGACUGUUCCUCUAUUAAUGCGUCCGAAGGCGGCAGUAGUUGUGGUCAGGAGUCUGGUUGGGAAAGGGAUGACGAGUUCACAUACACUCAUAAUCAACAAAUAACUGCCGGCCCUUCAGGUACUCAGCGAACUGAUAGUCCAGUCAAUGAAUCCGAUUUUAAAUUGGAGUCCGAAUCGACGGCUCAAAGCGAACGCAAACACAAAAAUGCUGUCAAAAGUCAUAGCGAUUGCAUUGAAGAGGAAAGCGCUGAAGACAUGUCUUUCGGUGAACCGAUGGACGCCUCGAAUCAAAUCAAUUGCGGUGCGAGUAGUAGUCAUCAAGAGCUGAACGGCUCGGCGAAUAACAAACGUAUGUUCAGUUUGGUUGGAGUUCCUAAGUCGCAGUCGACAUCCAACUGGGAGUUCCCUCCCUUUCCCAUCGAUCACAACAAGAUGACUGACAACGGGUCGGAAAUCAGUGUCACAUACUAUUCGCGAUCAUCGCAGACAGAGUUGAAGGAUUGGGCGCUUCUGGAGCUGAAGCAAUGCAACAAAGACUCGAACGAAGGCUUAGAGACCGAGGAUAUGGAUGGAGAAGAGCAUCCGAUCGAAGCGAAAGUUGAUCCCAAGAAAAGUGAUCUAAAAGUACGUCUCCAUAAGGGGACGAUUACUACUGAUAUGCCCGACGACUUGAGUCGCGACCAGAAGUUGAAUACAUUGCGCGAGAAGUUCCCGAAAGCGGAGAACAAUCACUUGAAUGAAAUUCUCGACGCCUGUCACGAGGACUACAAAUGGGCCGAAAAGCUGUUGAGCGAACUGAACGACGAUCACUUCGAUGUCGGCGCUCUGGAACAGCUGUCGCCCACCGGCACCGAUCGCGUCAGUAGUCCCGAAGUGGAGACGGAGUCGUCGUCGUCGACGUCCAACUCUGGCGAAGAGGAACAGUUGGAACUGCUAGUCAACCACCAGAAGGACUCGGAUGAUCCCGAGUUUGUGCUAACACUGGACCCGCUGCUCGCCGCUCAACUGCAGUCACAUUUCGGUGAUAUCACCGACACGUUGACAGAGGACGACCUGACCAUCACUUUAAGUCACGGCGUGGCCCGCCUUCUGCACCACACGUGGAAGAAGUCGUUACAUCAGAAGCCGUUGCCUCAAAACGGCGCUAAAUCUCAAAGUAUUAAUAAUCACAGCAAUAAUAAUCAUAACAACAAAGUGUCAAAUCAUAUGAAAAAGGCGUUUGUUUUCGGCGCGAGUGCUCCGAAGAGUGAGUUACAAGAGAUUAUGGACUUAGAGAUGGCUAAAGAAAUGAGUCGUAAAGAGUAUGACAACAGUCUGACCGCCGAAGCGCUCAACUCGACGUGUGAUGUGACGCGAAAACAGGCGAAAGAUUUGUAUUGUUUGGGCAAAACAAUCGACGUUUUGGACAAUUCUUUAGGACUGAGCGACGACUUUAGCAAAGAGACGGAAGUACUGAUAGCUCAGGAGAGGAAUCGGUCACAGAAUGGGUCGCCGAUGAAUGACAGUCGCGCGGCGUCUCCGGUGAAGUCGGUCCGCAAAGUUGCCGUCGAUAUCAAUGCAAACAUAUCGCAAAUCAAUGACUUAGUGGUGAAGAAGCGUGAGUUUCACGAUAAGGCGCGGCUCGCGUUCGGCCGUAAGAUGUUUGCCGUCGCCUCCUAUUACGGCGGGGAAGCCAUGAAAUUGCAGACACAGAUCGACAGACUCGGCGCACAAACAGUGGACGCAAUACUCAGUAAUAGCACAAACUCUAAUGAACUCGAUUUACACGGACUACACAUACCGGAAGUGAACUCGAUUUUGUCGGAAUAUAUGAGUCGAAAGAGUGAAGAACUGAGACGAAGUGUGGGCCGAAGGAAGCUAUCGGUGGAUAUAAUCACGGGCUAUGGGGCCACCAAAGGGGUGUUGGGACGCAUCAAACCCACAGUCAUUCAGUAUUUGAAACAAAAGAACUUAAACUAUGAAAUGGUGAAUCAGGGCGUCAUUCGCGUCACUCUAACUCAAUAAUCAUCGCGUCAUCCGAUUCAUACUUAAGAGCUUUUUAUAC
Molecule: messenger RNA, 2557 nt
Organism: Oppiella nova
Lineage: Eukaryota; Metazoa; Arthropoda; Arachnida; Sarcoptiformes; Oppiidae
Source: the annotation of a GenBank genome assembly